This is a messenger RNA of Pungitius pungitius (ninespine stickleback), 1717 nucleotides long. It is a transcript of the gene cwc27, whose product is annotated as CWC27 spliceosome associated cyclophilin. The coding region runs from base 171 to 1634 and encodes 487 amino acids. Gene Ontology annotation, biological process: protein folding; protein peptidyl-prolyl isomerization. The record is from RefSeq and is a predicted model, not a curated record. The transcript has 14 exons. Gene Ontology annotation, cellular component: catalytic step 2 spliceosome. Gene Ontology annotation, molecular function: peptidyl-prolyl cis-trans isomerase activity. Lineage: Eukaryota; Metazoa; Chordata; Actinopteri; Perciformes; Gasterosteidae.
CUCACUCUGAAGUAAACAAAGAGCUCACAUGGACGGCCAAUAUGGCUUCAGUUAAGAAGCAUAAUAUUACUCAAUAAAAAAAGCGAGGGACGCAAACACAAUAAAACGGUCUACAGAACGAUUUGUUAUAUUUCCAAGUAUCAAGUGUUCGACAAAACCUCUGCGGCAGAAUGAGUAAUAUUUACAUCCAAGAACCUCCAUCGAAUGGAAAGGUGCUGCUGAAGACCUCGGCGGGCGACAUUGACAUCGAGUUGUGGUCCAAGGAGGCUCCUAAAGCCUGCAGGAACUUUGUGCAGUUGUCCCUGGAAGGUUACUACGAUGGAACGGUGUUCCACCGAGUGGUGCCUGAGUUCAUAGUUCAGGGGGGAGAUCCCACUGGGACGGGAACGGGUGGGGAGUCCAUAUACGGUCGUCCAUUCAAGGAUGAAUUUCACUCCAGACUGCGCUUCAACCGGAGAGGUUUGGUUGCCAUGGCGAACGCCGGCCCACAUGACAACGGCAGUCAGUUUUUCUUCACUUUGGGACGCGCGGAUGAGCUCAACAACAAACACACCAUCUUCGGAAAGGUCACAGGAGACACGGUCUACAACAUGCUCCGACUGGCAGACGUCGAGUGCAACAACGAGGAAAGACCUUUGAAUCCCCACAAGAUCAAAACGGCAGAGGUGCUUCACUCUCCGUUUGAUGACAUCAUACCUCGUGAAACCAAGAAAACCAAGAGGGAAAAGGACAAAGAGGAGGGAAAGAAAUCACAGUCAAGAGCCACAAAGAACUUCAGCCUGUUGUCUUUUGGAGAAGAAGCUGAAGAGGAGGAGGAGAUGGUGAAUCAAGUGAGCCAGACGCUGAGGGGAAAAAGCAAAAGCAGCCACGACCUUCUGAAAGACGACCCCCAGCUGAGCUCUGUCCCCGCGGUCAACAAGAAGAAGAAGAAGAAGACGACAGGAGACUCCGCCGAGGCAGACGACGCGGCAGACGGCGACGUUGAAGACGACGAGGAACGGGAGGAGGAGGACGACGACUCCGACGAGAGGGAGCGGAGGAGGGAGCUCGUCAGCAACAAGCUGAAGAAAUACAGAGAGGCCGACAAGGCGUCAGAGGAAGAGCAGCCGGAGAAGAAGAGCAGCCGCAGUGAUGAGCUGAGGAAAGAGUCGCGGCAGCUCAAGAAGGAACUACAGGCCAUAAAGCAGAGGAAAGAAGAAGGCCCCAAACCCCCAGCAGAAGAAGACCAGGAGGCGGACGAGAAGCCCCCCAACGAGGCGGUGGCUGAAUACCUGGAGGGACGGAAGAAGUACGAAGAGCAGCGGAAACAGAAGCUGAAGAAAGGCUCCACCAGGGAGCAGCAGACUCUGGCCCUCCUCAACCAAUUCAAGUCCAAGCUGUCUUCAGCCAUCACCGAGGAGGCUCCCGAGGACGCCGUGGAGGAGCUGGCCGAGGACGACGACAAAGGAUGGAUGGGCCACGUUCUGCAGUUCGACGAGCAGAGCAGGAAAGUCAAGGACGCCGCCGCGCCGGACGAGGACACGUUCGAGAUCUACGACCCCCGGAACCCCGUCAACAAGCGCCGGAGGGAGGAGAGCAAGAAGAUCCUGAAGGAGAAGAAGGCCAGGACGUCGGGCGCCUCCCAGGACAUGUGAGCUGCGGUCCCACGAGGCCUUCAAUCCUCGUAGUGUUACGUAUGCUUAAAUGUCAACUCACUAAUAAAGAGCAAUUUUAGACA